AUGUCGUCAAUUACAAUUAUUCCACGUUCAUAUGCCUCAACAACAUCAUCAAAUUUACCAAAUAUUAAUAUUCCACCAAUGCGUCCUGCAUAUUUAAAUCCAAAACCAGCACCACGAACAAUUCCACCAACUUACCAACAUCUUACUCAACAAGUUCAACGUAAACCAGCAUUAUAUGGGGCUGGCCAACGUAAGUACAACAAUUUUCAUAAAUUUCAAACAGGUACAACAACAACAUUCAAUGGUUAUACAAAUUAUAAUGGUUCAAACAAUAUUAACUUACCACCUACACCAGCACCACGUCAAUACUUACCACCAACACCAUUUUAUAAUAAUAAUAAUCGUUAUCAACAACAACAAAAUUACCAUUAUAAUCGUUACAAUAAUUAUCGUCGACCCAAUUUUUACAAUAAUAAUAAUUAUAAUAAUAAUAUCAAAAAUUUACCAUCUUUACUUGAUAUUAAUCCAUUUCAUUUACCAUCUGAACAUAAUACCCGGUCAUUCCAUCAUGCCCAACAGUAUCAUCCAAAUCAACAACAUCAUCAACAUUUACCACGUCCAACAUCACGUACCCGUUUCCAUAUAUUAUCACAAUUACCAUCUCAAUCUCGUUCCCGAUCACGUUCACCAUUUCGUCCACCACCAAUAAAACCACGUCGUAUUUACCAACAACAACAACAAAAUAAUAAUAAUAAAAAUAAUUAUCGUCGUCCACCGGUACCCGUACCCAAUAUUAAUAAUAAUAAUAAUAAUUUUAAGGGAAUUAUACUAUCCGAUUCAAUGUGUUCUCGUGUGAGAACUUAUGCAUUAAAAAAUAAUUAUAUUAACAUUGAAUUAUCUUAUGAAUCAGGUUGUGAUAUUGUUAAAAUGAUAAAUUGGUUAAACACACCUGAAGGUCGCGGUACGGUAGGAGAUAAACAAUUUUUACUUUUUUGUUUGGGUACUAACGAUGUGGGGCGGUACGGAGUAGAUGUUUCUCUGCAGCGAGUCAGCGAGCUCAUACGUUUUGUUCGCCAGUCAUUCCCUGGUAUCCGUACCAUUGGUUGGUUAUCUUUGUCACCCCGGUGGAAACCAACGAGAUUCGUCUCCGCGGCCCAAAUCGGACAAAUGCAUAACCAAUUCAAUGAGCAUCUCCGAUUCUUAUCUAAGAAAUUAGAUUUUGAUAUUGUUGAUGCGCGUCUCGGACCCUUGGAUAUGCGUGUAGAAGAUGGGUUACAUCCAUCAACUACCACUGGCCGAUGGAAAUAUGAAGGAGCUAUUCGUGAAUGGUUCUCGAACCGUGCCGCCGCGCACUUUUCUUCUUCUCUUUCAUUUCAGCACCACCACCAACAACAACGUCCAACAGUACCAACACCAACAAUAUUAACAUCAACACCAAUACCAACAUACGCCUCAGUAGUACGAAGAAACAAUAAUGAUAUCGAACGAGCGUCGUGCAUCAAUGACCCAAGAGCACCCGAAGGUAGUCCAGUAUUAUUAGUUAAUGAGAAUAGUAGUAAGGAAGCAGGGAAUAGAACACCUAAGAAUGUUAGUAUAGUUAAGGAAAUAGAGAUAAUAGAGUUACCCAAAACACCACCAGGUUUAGUUGGCCCGCCAAUAGUUAGUCCAAGACAGAGUACCCCGAGAACACCUGUAGCACGCCCCCAACCGUUAGAUAUUGAGAUCGAGAUCCAGAAAGAACAACAACAGGAAGAAAUAGUCGAGUCAGUAGAAAUGAUAGAACAGGAUAAGAUCUUCCAUCAGCCAGCUAGUGUAGUGAAUAUUAUAGCACAUAGGGAAUUCUUAGAGAAAAAGGCUAAGCAACAAGAGAAAGAGUUAGAACAACAUAUGGAAUAUUUUAGUGAAGAGGUCCAUAUUUUAAAAAUCUCAAACCAGAAACGUUUAGAUAAUUUAGUCUUAGACCAGAUAAGAGAGAAAGCCUUAAGAAUAAUUAGAAGUAAGGGCGAUAAGAAUAGUUUAGAAUUAGUAGAUAAGGCCCAAAUGACAUUAGAACGUACCUUAGAAUUAAAAUUCCAGUUAGAUAAGUUGGAUCGUAGACUAAAUGAGAAUAUGCCACCACCAGCACUUAAUGUUAUGGAUAAGUUACACUUUAGAAGUAAGGUAUUAAGUAAUGAGAAUAGGGAACAAUAUAGCGAGCAGUGGAAUAAUGUUAUACGUAAGAGUAAGUUAGAUUUAACAUCCAUAAUGAGAUUAGCUAAGGUAAAAGAGAUAGACCAGACUGAGAAAGAGCACUUAGAAUUAGUUGAGAAAAUCCCAAUAGGAAUAAGGGCAGCCUAUAAAGAUCUAAUAAGUACAAUCCAGAUAAGGCAAGAUAGACGAGUACAGAAGAAGUUACAUUUUUUAGAGAGAAAGGCGCAAAGAAUAAUAGAAAAAUAGCUAGAGGGAUAGAAAGAAAUAGUAAGGUUAAGAAUUUACAUCCCCAUUAUACCCCACUCGGAUUCCCACCUCAAGUAAAUAAUAAGGUAUUAAGUUUAGGAGAGGAAGAGAGAAGAAUCUUAAAUUAUGGCCCCAAAUUUGUACCAGUUAACCCCAAACAAGCUCUAGAUAGAUUAGAAGAUGAGAUUAAGGCAAUGAAAGAUAAGGUAGUUGAGGCAUGGAGAAGAGAAACUAAGACAGUGAAUAAAAAUCCCAUUAUAGUUGAGAAGUUCGCAAAUAGAUUAGAAGAAGAGUUAAGAAGUAAGAUUAGUGAGGGAACAGCACAAGACCCAGUAAUAGAGAAGGCCUUAGAACGUUUUCAAAGAGAACAAAAAAAGGGGAAAGUAAUUUUCAGACAGACAGACAAAUCAAAAGUAUUCCACGUUGACAGGCCUGAGACAUAUAUUGAGAAGUCGAUAGCAUAUAUGAAAAAGACAGACGCCUACCAAGAGAUAGAAAAAUCCCCAUUAGAUAGCAUGAUAGAAAAGACAGAGC
Molecule: messenger RNA, 2910 nt
Organism: Adineta ricciae
Lineage: Eukaryota; Metazoa; Rotifera; Eurotatoria; Adinetida; Adinetidae
Source: the annotation of a GenBank genome assembly